AUGACGAUCACGUCCAAAUUCGCAGACGUCGACAUCCCCAACGUCGACCUCUGGACUCUAUACCUAGAGGGGAAAAGGGACUAUCCAGAUGAACACACCCUCCUCGUGGACGGCGACACCGGCCGCUCCUACACCUUCGCCGAGAUAAAGCGCCUCUCCAUCGCCUUCGGCCAGGGCCUCGUCCACUCCCUCGACUGGCGCAAGGGCGACGUCCUCGGCUUCUACACCCCCAACUGCGUCGACACCCCCGUCGUCAACCUCGGCCUGCACUGGGCCGCCGGCAUCGCCUCCCCGGCCAACCCGACCUACACCGUCGACGAGCUCGCCCACCAGCUCAAAGACUCGGGCGCCAAGGCCCUCAUCACCCAGCGGCCCUUCCUCGACGCCGCGCUCGAGGCCGCCAAGGCUGCGGGGAUCCCGCGCCAGAGGGUCCUGCUCAUGGGCGACGCGAGGGACGACAGGGGCGAGUUCAAGCAUUGGACGGAGGUGACGGCGGAGGGGGCCUGGCUGAAGCCCCGGAAGCCGCAGGUCGAUCCUGCUGUUGAUACGGCGUACCUGGUGUAUAGCUCGGGCACCACCGGCCUGCCUAAGGGCGUCUCGCUCACCCAUCGCAAUCUAGUCGCAAAUGCCAUGCAAUCAUACAAGAUCGACACCAGGUCUCUGAACUGGGACGUGGACGCCCAACUCGGCGUCCUACCAUUCUUCCACAUCUAUGGUCUCUCGGUCGUGCUCAACGUAGCCUUCGUCGCGGGCGCAAAGUGCGUCAUCAUGGCCCGCUGGGACCUCGAGAAGGCCUGCAGCCUCAUCCAGUCCCACCGCAUCACCGUCGCCUACGUCGCGCCGCCCAUCAUCCUCGCCCUGGGCAAGCAGCCCGCCGUCGCAAAGUACGACCUGUCGACCAUCAAGUGGAUCAACUCGGGCGCCGCGCCCCUGGGGCCUGAGCUGGCCGAGGCCGUCUGGAACCGCCUCAAGGUCGGCGUGAAGCAGGGGUACGGGCUGUCGGAGACGAGCCCGACCAUCAUGACGCAGUUUGCGGACGAGUGGUCCCGGUUCCAGGGGAGCGUGGGCAAGCUGCUGCCGAACAUGGUGGCGAGGAUUGUUGAUACUGAUGGGAAGGACCUGCCCAAUGGCGAGCAUGGAGAGUUGCUCGUCAAGGGUCCCAAUGUGUUCGCUGGCUACUGGAACCGACCGGACCUCCAAGCCGACACCUUCACGUCCGAUGGGUGGUUCAAGACCGGAGACGUUGCGUAUGUCGACGAGCAUGGCAACUUCUUCAUCACCGACCGCAUCAAGGAGCUCAUCAAGUACAAGGGUUUUCAAGUUGCACCCGCAGAGUUAGAAGACAAGCUCCUGGGGAACGAGAAUGUCGCCGACGUAGCGGUCAUCGGUGUGUGGAACGAUGCAUUGCACACCGAGGUCCCCCGAGCAUAUAUUGUUCCCACUCCGGGCGUUGAAGCCAACGAGGAUCUGGCGAAGCGGAUUUCGGACUGGCUCGCUGGUGAAGUGGCACCGCCCAAGAAGCUGCGAGGUGGUGUGAGGUUUGUGGACGUCAUUCCCAAGUCGCCAUCUGGAAAAAUCUUGAGGAGACUGCUCAAGGACAAAGCGAAGAAGGAGGCGAAGGAGGCCGCGGGGCCAAAGGCCAAACUAUAA
Messenger RNA from Clonostachys rhizophaga, 1650 nucleotides. The record is from the annotation of a GenBank genome assembly. Lineage: Eukaryota; Fungi; Ascomycota; Sordariomycetes; Hypocreales; Bionectriaceae.